CUUUGCGUCAUCAUCAUCUCCGUUGCCCCGUUUAUCGCCGGUCGGCAAAAGCAUGGAUUUAAGGAAGAAAGCGUCGCUUCUUUCCAUUUCUCUGGCUCCGUGCUCCUUGCCUGCUCGGCCGUCAAAAUUGACAUCACAUUCUGCCAGUUCAACUCUGCUCCAACUCGGGCGGAAUCUACCGAACUCGACUUUGGCUCACACCCCUACAUAGUCGACCUCUCUCUCUCUCUUUCUCUCCCUCUUUCUGCAUCGCUCCAGCUCCAGUCUGAAACUGUCAUCAAAGGCCGCUAUCUCUUCUACACAGCGGGCUCACCUCUUGUCCCCCACUUGAUUUUCCUAAUCUUCCGACGCCCGAUUUCCCUGGCCAGGGUAGACCUUCGACACAUGCUCGUCCACUUUCUCUUUCAGAUUGGCCGCCUCUACACUGAAGCCGGUAACACUCCCACGUCUUCGCCUUUUCUCUCAUUUCUGACUCUCUUUCAUCGCCCGGAAGGGCCUUCUUGCCCUCAAACCGCGUGGAGGCAAUUGAGACCUGACUGGAAAACCUUACUCUUCCAAGCGCUCUGA
Molecule: messenger RNA, 567 nt
Organism: Protopolystoma xenopodis
Lineage: Eukaryota; Metazoa; Platyhelminthes; Monogenea; Polystomatidea; Polystomatidae
Source: the annotation of a GenBank genome assembly